UAUCACUUCCGUCUUCAGCCGGCUGUCAGCUGUGAAGUAAUCUCAAAAGCGUGAUCACAAAAGGGCGCGUGACCAUGAGCGAGCAUAUCUCGAGGUAGACACAGUCGUCUGCAUCAACGUCCACGAGGUCGACCUUCAGUUGGCCAGUAAUUUGACCGUGCCACAACGAAAUGGACAUCCUUCUUCGACCGGUCUCAUUACAUAAUGCCAAUGUAUUGUGGUUUCUAUAGAACCUAGACGAUCGGCGCGUGCCAACUGCAGGUCAAGUGGAAUUAAUUAGUCACGACAAGGUAAACUGCUCACACAGUAAAGAUGGCCGGACAGUCAUUGCUGAAGAAGUUGACUCCAACCACAACCAAACAAGGUAUCCCGAAGCUGUUUCACGAGCCUCAUGUGGAGACCGGGUUCCGCCACAUGCAUCAACCCUGGGCCUACUACUGCCUCAGCUUCCUCCAGAUCCACAACGAAUGUAUGAACUGUUGGACACAUCUACUGGCCCUCAUCGUAACAUUGGUACGAGUCGGCGUCUUCUGGAAAGAGUUCGAUCUCAUCGGUGACCAGUACAUGUGGCCGUUGUCUGCCGGUCUCAUAACCAUGGUGAUAUUGUACAUCUGCAGUACAUGUGCACAUUGUUUUUCAAACAAAUCGGAACUUAUCCAUUAUACGUGUUUCAUGGUCGACUAUGCGGGUAUUGGACUCUAUGGCCUAGGGAGCGUCAUCCUCCACCAUUCAUAUUGCUUUCAUGACAGUCUCCUGAACAGUGCAUUGGACGUGUACUCUGUUCUCGUCGGAGUCUUAUUGAGCAUUUUGGUUUGUGUUUGUUGUUCAAUUUCUAAAACGCGUUACUCCCGUCCGUAUCCUUUCGCACGUCGGAUAUGGCAGCUGAGUUCUGUAUUUGCUGUGUAUAUCUGGCUGAUAUUUCCAGUGUGGCAUCGGGUCAUGCUGUACUAUAUGGGCCAGGAACCAUGGGAUGACGGCAUGGGACAUCAUGUUCAACAAAUGAUGUGGUUCUUCUCUGGGGGAUUCUUUUUCGGAUCAGAUAUACCACAGCGGUUGUUUCCGGGUAAAUUUGAUUUCUUCGGUCACAGCCAUCAGAUCUUCCAUGUUUGCAUAAUGAUGACCUCUUACAAGCAGCUUGAUGGCGUCUAUCAAGAUAUUUUACGACUACAACUCUCAGGAAAUUUGAAGAAAUUGCCCCCACCAACGUUCAACAGUACCUUUGGAGCGGUUUUGUUUGUGAUAUGUGCGAAUCUGAUCAGUGUGUGCAUCUUCAGGAAAAUUGCUGACUGGAAAAUUAAGAGUGAUCGUGAAAUGGAGAAAACUGUCACAAAUGGAAAUGGAAAAUGUUUGUAAAAUUAGUUAGAAAGUAGUGUUUGCAUAGAUCCUUCAUUUAAAAAUUGGUAGGUAUAUUUGUGAAGUUGUACUUUAGAAAAAGAAUAGUGUACAUUAUGGAAUUUCUAAUGGAAGUGUUUACAAGUCCCGAGUAAUCUGAGACAGGGAAUGUUUUGAUAGAAAAGUUAUGUCGAAUAUGUAGGUCUCAAUUAGAUUGUUAUUACUAUAUUCUUUGUGAAUAUGUUGAAUGAUUUGGUGUGAUUUAGUUUGAAUUGAUAAUUGUGAAUGAAUGAUAUGUGUUAUAGUGGAGUUUGUUUUAAUUUUAGUCAGUGUACUAAGAGAAUCAUUUCAUAUUCAUGUAAGUACAAGCUCAAAAGAAACCUUUACUUGAACAUUUUCUAACUUAUUGUUGAUAUAAUAUGCACUGCGAUCAGAUUAUUUAUAUAUUAUGUUGUAUUAAGGCG
Haliotis rubra (blacklip abalone) is the source of this 1796-nucleotide messenger RNA. RefSeq names its product membrane progestin receptor gamma-like. Gene Ontology annotation, molecular function: signaling receptor activity. Bases 313 to 1353 code for a protein of 346 amino acids. The transcript has 3 exons. Gene Ontology annotation, cellular component: membrane. NCBI's taxonomy places the organism in Eukaryota, Metazoa, Mollusca, Gastropoda, Lepetellida, Haliotidae. The record is from RefSeq and is a predicted model, not a curated record.